CACUGCAAAUUCCAGGAUCUAUGGUCAUUCCAAACAAAGGAAGUAGUGAAAGAAAUUUGCUCUGCAUUCAACAUUAGCAAAGAGCACUGUACAAAAUACAUCCAGUUCAAAAACACAUUUAACCUGCUUCACACUGCUGCAUCAUUUAUCAGCAUUCACCAAAAGAGCGUCAGUGUCACUGGUGUGUCAGAUAAGUAUGGGAAGUGCAGUUGGGUGCAGUAUCCUGCUCUGUGGACCCUUAAGCAUGUUGAUUCACUGCCUAAUCCUGAUCCUACUAAUGCGGUGGCUAUGUGGGAUAUGCAGAUUGAUCAUGCUGCUGAGGUGCAGCGUCUGGAGAUAAAGAGGCAAGCUCAGGAAUGGGUAAAUAUCAAGCAGGAUUCCAACUCUGAUCUGUCUGUGUUUGUUGGUCGGUGGUCUAAGCAGAAAGGUGCUGAUUUGAUUGGUGAAGUCUGGAUGUCUUGCUGGAUGGAGUGUGCAUAG
Molecule: messenger RNA, 480 nt
Organism: Suillus subaureus
Lineage: Eukaryota; Fungi; Basidiomycota; Agaricomycetes; Boletales; Suillaceae
Exons: 2
Biological process (GO): fungal-type cell wall (1->3)-alpha-glucan biosynthetic process
Cellular component (GO): fungal-type cell wall
Molecular function (GO): alpha-1,3-glucan synthase activity
Source: RefSeq, a predicted model, not a curated record